UCCCGUUAGAUCAUACUAUCAUAUUCCUCUUAAAUAUAACCCUGUGAUAUAUCCCUUGUGAUAUUGGUAACUGUUGUUCGCUUCUAUUCAAAACACAUUUGUAACUCAAUGGUAACUGAGCAUUGCUCUCGGUAGAGGGCGCUAUUUGAUCACUGUAUUGAUGGGUCGCUAAUACAGCCUUUCUGUUUAUAGAUUAAGUCAUCGGCGAUUGAGGCUCCUGGACCGUCACAUCACUGUCACUAUAUUAAACAAUUUUUUUCACAUAUUUAAGCGUGUUUUUUAAAGUUAUUUAUAUAUUAAUGAUUGUAAAACCCGACUAAUUUAUUAUAAUAUUUCAACAAUUCUCUUCGUUGUGUUAUUAAUAUUGUCUGUAGGAGUUACGUCUUAGUGCUACGUAGACUCUUAGUAUGAACUAAAAACUGAAUAGUUUGCCGUUCCUUUUAUUGCAACUUAAACUGAUUUGUCAAAUAUGUGUGGCAUACUUUUACUGCAGUAAUGAAAGAUGGGAAUAAUGUCGGGCUGAGAUUCCCCCAGUCAGAGAAACGGGCGUUUCCGAGUCAGAAGUGAUAUGACAUUGUACUGUUCUGCUUCUGUCACACGGAGAAGGCAGUGCUGUCAUCCGUGACGCUGUAAUACAGAGAUCAUUUGUUACGUUUCACGGGAAAUCGCCCAGAUUAUUGUCUGCCACCCUUUUUUCGCUCCCUCCCCUGCCAAUUGGUAACUUUUCAUUCACGCUUGUCGGGAUUUGUGAUUGUGGCGAGACUCGCUUCGCUUCAGCGACAUGGCUGAAGCUGAUGCUUCCUCUGCAGGGGAAAGACAUUAUGUGUGAGUGUCCGUGUGUCUGCAUGAGUAGUGGGAUUAAAAAAAGAGAAUGAAAGUGAGAGAGAGGGAGAGAGGGAGAGAGGAAGGAGGAGGGUGGGAAGGUGGAGAGACCUGUUACUGAACUGCAGCUCUCUCCCCGGGAAAGCAAAGAGCUUGGUGCCAGGCGAGCACAAGUAUAGCGCCUUUCUUCAGUGACCGACAGAGCUGCACUUGUGAUGUUCCCCAAUCCUGUGGACUACUACAAUUUUUGCGCGCCUUUAAAAGUUAUUUUUUCCUCAUAAGGAAAGAAAUUCGGCUUGCAUUUAUAGUGAUAUAAAGAACGACUGAAAUUUCAUCAAUGUUUUGAAAACGACGAUAUUCAUACCGAGCAAAACAUGUGGGGAGUACCCAGGACUCGGUCCGGGGACUGCAAUGGAUCGCAAGCCAGUGAGGACACCGAGAUCGUCGUGAACAUCGGCGGAGUGAGGCAGAUACUUUACGGGGACGUGUUAAACCGCUAUCCCGAGACACGGCUGGCAGAGCUGGUCAACUGUUCCUCUGGGAAUGUCGAUGCUAUAUCGUCUCUGUGCGAUGACUACGACCCGGGUAAAGGGGAGUUUUACUUUGACAGAGAUCCGGACGCUUUUAAAUGCAUCGUCGAGGUGUAUUACUUCGGUGAAAUCCAUAUGAAACGGGGUUUCUGCCCCAUUUGCUUCACCAAGGAGAUGGAAUUCUGGAAAGUCGACCCCAGCUUCCUAGACGAAUGCUGUAAGAGUAACCUCAACGAGAAAGAGGAAGAGUUGGCGGAAAUAGCCGAUAAAGUAAAACUUAUCCUGGAUGACCUGGAAGGGGACCCAGCCGCUGGUCGCUGGGAGCGCUGCCAGAAGUUCCUAUGGAAGCUAAUGGAGAAGCCGGAGUCCUCGCUGCCUGCGCGGAUCAUCGCCAUAGUGUCCUUCCUCUUCAUCCUCAUCUCCUCCGUGGUAAUGUGCGUGUCCACCAUCCCAGACGUGCAGGUGGUGGACGCCGAGGGGAAUCACGUGGAGCACCCUACCCUGGAUGCCAUCGAGACGGCGUGCAUCGGCUGGUUCACCGUAGAGUACAUACUGCGCCUCAUCUCUUCCCCUAACAAAGUGCACUUCGCCUUUUCCUUCAUGAACAUCGUGGACUUCAUGGCUAUCAUGCCGUUCUACGUGGUGCUGACCCUCACCUACCUGGGCGCGGCGAUGAUGGAGCUCGCCAACGUGCAGCAGGCGGUACAGGCGCUGCGUAUUAUGCGCAUCGCCCGCGUGUUCAAGCUGGCGCGCCACUCGUCUGGGCUGCAAACCCUAACCUACGCGUUGAAGAGAAGUUUCAAGGAGCUGGGUUUGCUGCUUAUGUACAUGGGUGUCGGUAUCUUUGUUUUUUCGGCCUUAGGUUAUACUAUGGAACAGAGCCACCCAGAAACCCUGUUCAAGAGCAUCCCACAGUCUUUUUGGUGGGCCAUAAUCACCAUGACGACCGUAGGCUACGGAGACAUCUACCCCAAGACCACUCUGGGCCGAUGUAACGCCGCCAUCAGUUUCCUUUGCGGGGUGAUAGCUAUCGCGUUGCCUAUCCACCCCAUCAUCAACAACUUUGUCAUUUACUACAACAAGCAGAAGGUGCUGGAGACCGCGGCCAAGCAUGAGCUGGAGUUGAUGGAGCUGCAGUCCGACGAGAGGACCGACAAAGUGCCCCGCAGGUGCCGAAGAUCAACUGAGGCGGAGGGCAUGUGGGAGAGCCCGGUGCCCGCCGCGCUCAGCGACACCUCGGUCCCGCUCCUGACGGACUGCAGCAGGACGCGGCUCCAGAGCUGUAAAUGAACGCAAACCCAUCGCCGCUGCCUGAACUGCUGUGCGAUCAAAGGCGUUAAAGCCCAUGCAUCUUUCUGUCCAUGUCACGCCUUGAACUUGAAGACACUAUUUAAUGUAUUUUGUAAUAAGCCCAGUAGCGGGGAAGGAAGUCGGUUGAGGAAGUUCUUUCCUUUGUUUUUAAAAAUCAUUUAAAACAUCGCUCUUCUCUAACAUGUAUCAACUGUUGGAUGUUCAUUAAAUGAUUGUUUAAUAAACAACUUGCAUGAAA
Paramormyrops kingsleyae is the source of this 2901-nucleotide messenger RNA. RefSeq names its product potassium voltage-gated channel, subfamily F, member 1b (gene kcnf1b). Lineage: Eukaryota; Metazoa; Chordata; Actinopteri; Osteoglossiformes; Mormyridae. Gene Ontology annotation, molecular function: voltage-gated potassium channel activity. Gene Ontology annotation, biological process: action potential; protein homooligomerization; potassium ion transmembrane transport. The record is from RefSeq and is a predicted model, not a curated record. Gene Ontology annotation, cellular component: membrane; voltage-gated potassium channel complex.